Messenger RNA from Tetrahymena thermophila SB210, 456 nucleotides. RefSeq lists its product as hypothetical. Lineage: Eukaryota; Ciliophora; Oligohymenophorea; Hymenostomatida; Tetrahymenidae. The transcript has a single exon. The record is from RefSeq and is a predicted model, not a curated record.
AUGAAGAUUCUUAUCUCUUUUGCUGUUUUGUUAGCUAUUGCUUCUUGCUAAGUCUAUAUUAUGAAUGUUGGCAAUUAAUGCUCAUAAUAGGGAUGCCCAUAAAGCAUUUUUUUGAAAUACGCUAAUUCGUUUAUAUGCCCUGAUUCUGGAAAAAACUCUGCAAUAUUAUUUACAAAUGAUGGUGUUAAUUAUAUUAUAAAAUUCCCCUACAACUUUAUUGCUCUAAAUCUUUAAAAAAUCGAUGAUCCAAGUUCUAAUGGAAUCCAAUACAUUUCAAAAAUGUAAACUUCAGAUAGUUUUGUCAUUUUUAAUUGCACUAUUCCAGCUGCUCAAUAAUACACAGAUCUUUGCUCAAAUCAUGAUUUUGUUGGUGGAAAGAUGAGUUCUAAUGGUAUUUUCUUUAAAUAAUGUGCUUUUAGUAUGGAUAUCUUAUAAGAAGAAAAAGUAACUCUUUGA